AUUACAUUUACAGAGAGGGCGUUUCCACGUAUUACAGUAGAGUGCCAAGUUCGCACGCGCAGUCGGCACGCGAGCGCAACACCCUCUGCAGUUCGCAAAGCCAUCGGGAACGACUAGCUCAGUGUACAGCGUGGGCUCUUGGAGCUGGCAGGCGCUGGGAGCCAUGUCUGUGGCUUUGAAACUACGUGGUGGCGCGCUAGGGUUGCUUUUAGGACAGUGGCGUGCCCUCAACUCGUCGGCACACGGCGGCCAGACCGUCAUGGAUGAAAUCCGGGUGGCUCGCGCUGGCAAGGCAUCCUCUGACUACCGCCGUCGGCGCGACCCCGACUCCCCUGCCGCCGGCGCGAGCAACACCCAGCCACCAACGACAGCAGCAAACGAAGCAACUGGGACUGAUGCAGCUACCCUGUCAACACUUGCCGUACAGUCAUACCCCAGCAGCCCUGCGCAAGACCCGGACCUUCUCAUGCACCCCAGCCGUGCCCGGGCCGACCUAAACGCAUAUGCGCGGGGCCCCAAGGCCGCGGCGGCGCAACGGCCGCCUGCACCAUCCGCGCCAGUGGCUGGUACUAUUGCUGCAGAUGCGCAAGCCGCAUCGCACUCGGGGGCGGGGCAUGGACACCCGCCGCCACCGCUGACGUGGCAGGAUGCGGAGCUGGAGGACCUGUCGGGCUGGCAGCCGGUCACGUACGGCGAGUCAGGGAUCGAGGCUAUGGUGGAGCGUCGCAUCCGGGACAGUGUGGCGCGCGGCGAGCUGGAUAACCUGAAGGGCCGCGGGCAGCCGCUGGAGGCGCUGCCUGCCAAGCACGACGCGCAGUUCUACCGGAUCGACCCGCUGCUGGCCGCACUGUCACGCAGCAUGGGCGCACAGGCCAUCAAGCCGCGCUCGCUGGAGCUGCGGGAUGAGCUGGCUGAGGCCCGGCGCGAGUUCGAGCAGGCGGUGGCGGCGGAGGCCCGGCGGCGGCGGCAGCAGCGGGCGCGGCUCGGCAGGCCGGCGGCGGGGCCCUCGCGUGCAGGACCUGGAUCCGUGGCAGCGCCGGUUGCAGGCGGUGACGGCAAUACCCAUGGGAGCACAAGCAGCAGCAGUGGUAAUGGCAGCGGCGACACGAGGCGGGAGGAGGCGCGGUGCAUUGGGGAGGAGCUGGCGGCGGCUGACCUGCCCGGCCUGGCCUACCGCUUCGAGCAGGUGGCCCAGCUGCGGGCGCAGUACAACGGCGUGGUGCUGGCGGACAAGGAGGUGUACGGCGCCGGCUGGCCGCUGGAGCAGCUGCGGCGGCUGGAGUACGGGCAGGAGGUGGCGGCAGCGGCCGAGGCCGCCCUAGUGGAGCAAGACGCGCACGCGCAAGAGCGGGGCGUGUGAUUGAGGGACGCGUAAACAUCAGCUGUUUAUGGGCGCAUAGACCUGGCCUCAGUAACAUGGGGACAGUGCUGUUGAAGCUAUGGCUGCGUGUGCCGGGCAUGUGGUCUAGCCGUUCAGGUAGUCCACAGCUGAUGCCCGCUGAGUGGGGCCUGAUGAUGCCGCCCCGGCCCCAUCCGACGCUGUGUUUGAUGCAGACUCCGUGUGAG
This is a messenger RNA of Chlamydomonas reinhardtii, 1566 nucleotides long. RefSeq lists its product as uncharacterized. The transcript has 6 exons. Lineage: Eukaryota; Viridiplantae; Chlorophyta; Chlorophyceae; Chlamydomonadales; Chlamydomonadaceae. The coding region runs from base 164 to 1360 and encodes 398 amino acids. The record is from RefSeq and is a predicted model, not a curated record.